Messenger RNA from Indicator indicator, 2079 nucleotides. It is a transcript of the gene SLC34A2, whose product is annotated as solute carrier family 34 member 2. Gene Ontology annotation, biological process: sodium-dependent phosphate transport; intracellular phosphate ion homeostasis. The coding region runs from base 58 to 2079 and encodes 673 amino acids. NCBI's taxonomy places the organism in Eukaryota, Metazoa, Chordata, Aves, Piciformes, Indicatoridae. The transcript has 13 exons. Gene Ontology annotation, cellular component: apical plasma membrane; brush border; vesicle. The record is from RefSeq and is a predicted model, not a curated record. Gene Ontology annotation, molecular function: sodium:phosphate symporter activity.
GGCUGCCCAGUUGAUCCACUCACUCUGUUGUCUGGGAAUAAAGAAGUGUCACAGAUCAUGGCUCCCUGGCCUGAGGUGGAAAAGCCUGAAACCAAUAACUACAUUGGGGACUCUUCCAAACAAAACCAGAACAUGGCUGGGAAAGAAGGAGAAAAUCACAAAGGCAAUGUGGCUUCACAUGGAAAUAAAGGGGAGAUUCAACCUGCAUUUUCCACAAUAGCCUUGAUAGAUGAGACAAGGCCAGAAGAAGAAGACCCAUGGGCUCUGCCAGAACUGCAGGACACUGGGGUCAAGUGGUCAGAACUGGACAGAAAAGGAAAAAUAAUUCGUGUGCUCUACGGGAUAGGGAAGUUUAUCAUGCUGCUGGGAUUGCUCUACAUGUUUGUGUGUUCUCUGGAUGUGCUGAGCUCUGCUUUUCAGCUGGUGGGAGGUAAAGCAGCAGGGGACAUUUUUAAAGAUGAUUCAGUGCUGUCUAACCCUGUUGCAGGACUGGUGAUUGGAGUCCUGGUGACUGUUAUGGUCCAGAGCUCCAGCACUUCCUCAUCCAUUAUAGUCAGCAUGGUGUCCUCCACGUUGCUGACUGUGAAAGCAGCCAUUCCUAUCAUAAUGGGGGCAAACAUUGGCACCUCAGUUACAAACACUAUUGUGGCACUCAUGCAAGCUGGGGACAGAAAUGAAUUUAGAAGGGCCUUUGCUGGUGCAACAAUCCAUGACUUCUUUAACUGGCUCGCGGUGUUUGCACUGCUGCCUGUCGAGGUUAUCACUGGCUACCUCUACCAUCUCACCAAUGCUAUUGUUGAGUCCUUUCAUCUUGAAAGUGGGGAUGAUGCCCCUGAGCUACUAAAAGUCAUCACAGAUCCCUUUACAAAGCUCAUCAUUGAGCUUGAUAAAUCAGUAAUAAAUGCAAUUGCUACAAAUGAUGAAUCAGCAAAAAACAAAAGCCUGGUAAAGGUCUGGUGUGAAACAAACACUUCUGUGACACUGCAGAAUGUCACAAUUCCACCCUCAGAAAACUGCACAUCUUCUGACCUUUGCUGGACUGAAGGAAACCAGACGUGGAUCAUGAAGAAUGAGACCGAAACAAUCCUUAUCAAUAAAUGCAAGCAUCUCUUUGUAGACGCAGACCUGCCCGAUCUUGCCAUCGGCCUCAUCCUUCUUGCUUUGUCCCUGCUUGUUCUCUGCUCCUGUUUGGUGAUGAUCGUUAAGCUGUUAAACUCUGUGCUUAAAGGACAAGUGGCCAGCAUUAUCAAGAAGACAAUCAACACUGAUUUCCCAUUUCCCUUUACCUGGCUAGCUGGAUACCUGGCUAUGCUUGCAGGGGCUGGUAUGACCUUCGUUGUUCAGAGCAGUUCUGUUUUCACAUCUGCUAUUACUCCCCUCGUUGGCAUUGGCGUUAUAAGCAUCGAGCGCUCUUACCCCCUCACCUUAGGAGCCAACAUUGGCACAACCACAACAGCUAUACUUGCAGCUUUAGCAAGUCCAGGGAGCACAUUAAAAUACUCAUUACAGAUUGCUUUGUGCCACUUUUUCUUCAACAUCUCUGGGAUUAUUCUGUUUUACCCCAUCCCUAUUACCCGGCUGCCAAUCCGCAUGAGCAAGACCUUGGGAAACACAACAGCCCAGUACAGAUGGUUUGCUAUAUUUUAUCUCCUGAUCUGCUUCUUUCUUUUGCCUCUGUUUGUGUUUGGUCUGUCCCUGGCAGGCUGGCCAGUUCUUCUGGGUGUUUGCCUCCCCCUGUUUGCUCUUUUUAUUGCUGUGGUUGUAAUUAAUAUUCUGCAGAAAAGGCGACCGCAUUCUCUGCCUGAGAAGCUGCAAAACUGGGAUUUCCUCCCCGUCUGGUUGCACUCCCUAGAGCCCUGGGACAAUAUAAUCAUGGCUUCCCUCUCCUUUUGUGGGAAACACUGCUGCGGCUUCUGCAAGUGCUGCAAGGUCAAUGCAGAACAGGAGGGUGCCAAAGACACUAAAACUAUGGAGGUUUAUGAAAACACCAUGGCGAUGGGGGACGAAGAAAGAGGGGGAAGAAGACCACCAGCUGGAACUGGUGUUGAGAAAGCAGGCACAAACAACACAGCCUUAUAG